Molecule: messenger RNA, 3373 nt
Organism: Doryrhamphus excisus (bluestripe pipefish)
Lineage: Eukaryota; Metazoa; Chordata; Actinopteri; Syngnathiformes; Syngnathidae
Source: RefSeq, a predicted model, not a curated record
UGUUAUCUCAAAGACGUUUACUGCUUUUUAAUGUGCCUCUCCUCACGUAAUGCAGUGGAGCUUCCAGUACAGUGUGUGUCUUUAUCUCAGCACAUCUAAAAAUAGCACUGGCCAAAGUCACAAUUGUCUUCCGCCGAUGACGAGCAAACAAAAGAGAGAGGCGCUUUCUUUUUGUUUUGUUUUUUUACAUCCCUGGUACUACAGGUACUGAUGCACUGCAGGAUUAGUUUUGUUAUCAUCCAUAGUGUUGCUGCUGCGUAAAGGUCACAUGGUACUAGAGCCCCUGCUGUAAGAUGAGAGGCAGCUGCCUGCAGGUCAGCGUCCUAAAAUAAAAGUGGUCCCUUGUGUAGACGUCCAAACGUGUGGCAGCGGACCGCCUGAAAGGGAUUGUUGCACAACUUGUGCCGUCAUGGCGGCAGAUGGCGUCCCCCACCCGGCCACGCUGGACGAUUACUCCCUGUACGGGAACCUGAGUGACGACGAGCUGCUGCAGCUGGCCAUCGAGCGCAGUCUGGCCGAUGUCCAUGCUGACUUCGCCCUGGACACGCCCCCUAACCCGCAGCUUCCUGACCCAAAGACCAACAAGGCGAGCGACAGCUGCCAAAUUUCACCUGUGCAGAAAACCGCUCCCCACUACAGCUCGCCAAACCCUCCCAGUCAAAAGCCUCCUGAUGCGAAGACCUUUGAUGGGACUGUCGGUUGUUUCAUGACCGGUUCUGGGAAGAAGAUGCUGGCUUAUCGAAGGUGUGACGGCACCGUGGUCCACAUCGCUCCAGAACCUCAGGAGGAGGAAGAACCUUUGUUUCAAGCCAUCCGGGUCGGUGACGUGGGCCGAGUGAAAGUUCUCAUCACGUGUCCUGGAAGCAACCUGAUGCUCCCCAGCAAACCAGGCUGGAUGGCCAUCCAUCAGGCUGUGUUGUUCGACCAGGAGGCCUGUCUGAGAAUCCUCCUGUCGGCCCAGCGGGGGAUGGUCAACAAACGCACAGACCGUGGUGAAACUGCCCUGCUGGUCGCCGUAGGCAGGGAGCAUUAUCAAUGUGCUCAAUUUCUCCUGGAGAACGGAGCUGAUCCCGACAUGCCCAACCAGGAUCAGGAGACUCCACUGUAUAAAGCCUGCGAAAAGAACAACCCUGCACUGGUGGCGUUGCUGCUCAAUCACGGUGCAGCGAUCAACACUCAAUGUUUUCAGGGCUGGACGGCCCUCCAGGAGGCCGCCUGCCGCAACAACGUGGAGAUCUGCCAGAUGCUUCUGAAGGGAGGAGCCAAACACAGUCUGAGUAAUAUUUACGGCAUCACACCUUUGUUCACGGCUGCUCAGAGCGGGCAAGUGGACACGCUGCGCCUCCUGGUCAAACACGGUGCAGACAUUAACAGUCAAGCUUCCGAUGGAGCGACGGCGCUUUAUGAAGCUUCUAAAAACGUACAUGAGGAAAUUGUGAAGUUCCUUCUUUCCCAGAAAGCAGAUGCCAACAAAGCGGGAAAAACCGGACUGCUGCCGCUUCACAUCGCCACCCAGAAGGGAAGUGACUGCAUCGUGUCCUUGUUGAUCCCGGCGACUAGCAAAGCGAGAGUCCGCCGCUGUGGGAUCAGUCCGCUUCACGUAGCCGCCGAGUACAAUCGUGACGACGUCUUAGAGUCAUUGAUCCAGGCUGGUUUUGAUGUCAAUGCUCAGCUUUGCGAGCAGCGUUCCAAUUUGUAUGAGGACCGACGUAGCACGGCGCUCUACUUUGCCGUCAUCAACAACAACAUUGACAACGUUCGCUUACUGCUGGAAUCUGGCGCUGAUCCAAACCUGGAUGUGUUCAGGCCGCUCAUGGUGGCGGCGAGGCAGGGCUGCGUGGAGACGGUCACGCUGCUGGUGGAACACGGUGCUGACGUCAACGCCUGCAUCCCCACCCACCCCACCACCUUCCCGGCCAUUUAUAUGUUCUCCAUGAAGUAUCUUCCCAUGUUCAAAUAUCUACUGGACAACGGAGGCCACGCCCUCUCCUGUUUCCAGUGUGUGUACGGGGCCGGACCACACCCGCCGCUCCAAACCACCAGGUCUCACAGAGGUCACCUGGACAGCCCUGCGAGAGGACCCCCAGACAACCUCGGGCGAGGCGUUCAGUUCUGCGAAAUGAUUUCCGCCCCCAGCAUCAGUCGGUGGGCGGGGCCAAUCAUUGACGUGCUGUUAGACUACGUCGGUCAUGUGACCCUCUGCUCUCGACUAAUGGAACACUUGGACAGUUUUGAAGAUUGGAGCAUCAUUAAAGACAAAGCAGCCGUGCCACGGUCACUGCUGCAGUUGUGUCGGAUGCAGAUUGUACAGCUGGUUGGACGGCGGCGGCUGAAGAGGUUACCGCUUCCUGGAGGUCUGAUCCGUUUCCUGCGACACCAGGAAGGUUACGGUGGCGUCUGAAGAAUUGCAUGCAACGACUUGAUGGGGUUUUCACAGCAGAACUAAAACGCAAACGUGAGUGGAGCACGGAGUAUGUUUUAAUGUUUUAACGGGUUGCGGUUGCACGGUGCCACUCUAUCAAUGCCGCCGUGUGAAAGCAUGGCAGAAACUGCCAGUGGUUACGUUGCUGCUAGCUGCUAAGCAGUGUAGGGAAUAACCGCGUUCAAAAUAUUCUUUUUUUUCCCAGUAAUGGCAAUCGAAUUCCUAAGUCUUUUAAACGUUACAACGCAGCCGAAUGUUAAAUAUGAUGGCUUGUCACGUGCUGACUGCUUGCACUACGUUAGUGCUUUAUUGACGACUAGAUUACACAAGAUUUUUGUCUUACCUUUUUUUGACUGCAUGAAUACAAGAAUUUCCCCACUUUGAGACAAAGAAAGCAUAUUUUAAUUCACCAUUAGUGAUGAUGAUGUUGAUGAUGUCCUUUCUUUCUGUUGGACGUCUACAGGAAAUGAUUUCCUCAAAGUAAACACAUUCCUGCUCAAACACAAACUUCCUGUUGAUGAAACUCAAUGUGUUCCUGUAGAUCAGUGGUUCUCAACUGGUUUGGCUGCAGGACCCACCAGCCCCCCUUAGUGGCAAGUCCCCCCCCCCCAACUCAAAAUUCUAAAAUAUGUAAUAUUUAAAGCAGGGCUGUCCAAAGUACAUACAGAUAUGAUUCAACAAGAAAAGAUAUCGGCGGAUAUCUGCAGCUGUGUGCCAGACAGGGGCGUCACUAGGUUCUGAGAACGGGGGGGCUUAGCCCCCUGGAAAUGCACAGGAUAUGAAUGAAUGUAUAGUAGACAUUCAAAAAAAUCAAAAAAACGGACCGGGAUAUAACUUUCCCACUUUUGGACAGAUUUAAUAGAGAUACUCAAUUGUUUUAGGCCUCCAUUAAAUUUACACAAGUACACACCAUCUACACUGCAAAACCACUGCUCAAGCUCUGCAACCAUU